Caenorhabditis bovis is the source of this 960-nucleotide messenger RNA. Lineage: Eukaryota; Metazoa; Nematoda; Chromadorea; Rhabditida; Rhabditidae. The record is from the annotation of a GenBank genome assembly.
AUGUCACUAUCGCGACGCCUUAUUGUCGACAAGACACUUUUGCGGUCAUCUCUAUUGGCGGUAUCGUCGAAUCGUCAAGCGCACGCGCGAAACACGAUUAUCAAUUUCGUGCCGCAACAAGAAGCAUGGGUUGUUGAGCGAAUGGGCAAAUUUUAUCGAAUUUUGGAUCCGGGCCUUAACUUUUUGCUGCCGGUCGUCGAUAAAAUCAAAUUUGUGCAAAAUUUGAGGGAAAUCGCCAUCGAGAUUCCCGAACAGGGCGCGAUCACCAUUGAUAAUGUGCAAUUAAGGCUUGACGGCAUAUUGUAUUUGCGUGUUUUUGACCCUUAUAAGGCUUCCUAUGGUGUUGACGAUCCGGAAUUUGCCGUCACACAACUCGCACAGACAACAAUGCGAUCAGAAGUCGGCAAAAUCAAUUUGGAUACGGUAUUCAAGGAGCGCGAGCAACUCAACGAGAACAUCGUCGCCGCCAUCAACAAAGCGUCGGCGCCGUGGGGAAUUUCGUGUAUGCGAUAUGAAAUCCGUGAUAUGCAAAUGCCGGCCAAAAUUCAAGAAGCGAUGCAGAUGCAGGUUGAAGCUGAGAGGAAGAAGCGCGCUGCGAUUCUCGAAUCGGAAGGAGUUCGUGAGGCGGCCAUCAACAAAGCCGAAGGACAAAAACGCGCGGCGAUUUUGGCGUCGGAAGCCGUUCGCGCGGAAAAAAUUAAUAUCGCUACUGGAGAAGCUGAGGCGACAUUACUUCAAGCAGAAGCUCGAGCGAAAGCGAUUGAAAGAGUUGCUCAAGCGUUACAACAACAGGGCUCCACGAAUGCGGCAAGCUUAUCGAUCGCUGAGCAAUACGUGAACGCUUUUGGAAAAUUGGCGAAAGAAUCGAACACCGUCGUUUUGCCGGCGAAUCUCAGCGAACCGGGCAGCAUGGUCGCGCAGGCAUUGGCAGUUUAUAAUAAUAUUAGCAAAAAGGAGUAA